Messenger RNA from Myzus persicae (green peach aphid), 2568 nucleotides. RefSeq lists its product as uncharacterized. Lineage: Eukaryota; Metazoa; Arthropoda; Insecta; Hemiptera; Aphididae. The transcript has a single exon. The record is from RefSeq and is a predicted model, not a curated record. Bases 1 to 2568 code for a protein of 855 amino acids.
AUGUCAGACGAAGAGAUCAAGACUCGCAACAUAAGACUGAAACAGCGUGCCACAGCUAAGCGAGACCUCGCUGCAAGUCAUAUUCGUCGUCUACAUGCUUCAGCAAAAGCAGCAGGAAAUGAUCCAACAUCAAGGGGUCUAGUUACGACGGCUGGUCAGGAUCUGAAUAAUUGGUGGUCGCAAUAUUCAGUGGAAAGUGAUGCGUUAUUGAACGUUAUGAUUGAGUUGGACGAAAUAGAUCAAUUUUCUCCAGAUGCUGAUGCUGAUGUCUACGCCUUAGUGGUAGAGAUCAAAUCAAUCAUCAAUAGUUAUGAACUUGAAACCUUGAAGUCAUCCAAAGACGCUACACCAGUUACACAGAUCAGUGAUACUGCAAUAAUGGCAAAUCCAGGUGAAGAUCAUCAGUCGAUUACACAAACUAGCAACGCAGCCAUGCUUCCAAACACAGUUUCUGUCAUGGAAACACAGUCGUCAGCUCGUGUGAGUGGUUCUACGUCUUCAGAUGUCUCCUUCCGUCCCCAAGUAUCAAUGCGCCUCCCAGAAAUCCCUCUGCCAAAAUUCGACGGUGAUCUCCGUUCGUGGCCAGACUUCCGGGACCGCUUUGUUAAUCUAGUAAUCCGCAACAAGGAUAUUGAUUCAGAUAGCACCAGAUUUUACUAUUUACUUGGGUGCCUUGAAGCUGAUGCGGGUGAAGUACUAAAAGGGAUUCCAGUGACUAAAGACACCUUCCAGUUAGCCUGGAACACAUUAGUGAAAUCCUACGAUAAACCGAGAAAACUGGCCUCUUCAAUCAUUGAGAGUUUUUUAGUUGCUCCCGUAUCCACUUCAGAAUCACUGGUGGAUCUCAAACGUUUCUUGAAUGUAUUUGAUGAAGGACUAGCAAUAUUAGAAUCGUUGCACUUGCCAGACCUGUGUUCGUUCCUGCUGUUUACCAUCGCUUCAAAAUCUCUUCCAACUCAUACGCGUCGCUUGUUUGAAUCUGAUAAUUCUGCAGAGUAUCCAUCAGUUGACAGUGUGCUGGAAUUUGUGAAGAAUAGGGUGAGGGUGCUGGAAAAUGCUGGUGGUACUUCAGGACCAGGGAAAUCGUUUGGUGGAAGCAACAAGAAAACUAAUCCAGGUCCAGGGAAGCAUUACAAUCGUUCUUCGACCACCCAGACAGCGUUGGUAUCAUCUGUAAAGACUCAGAAACCUAAGUCCACUGAAUCCGAAAAGUGUCGUUGCUGUGGGGGAGCUCAUGCGUUGAAAGAUUGUGCAAAAUUUCUGGGAGCAUCAGUAGAUGAUCGAUACCAAAUUGUGUGCUCUCACAGACUAUGUUUAGUAUGCUUUGAAAGUGGCCAUAUGUCAUAUAAAUGCAAAUCGUCAUGUAGUGUGUGCAAACGUCGCCAUCAUGGGCUAUUGCACAAGGACCCUUCUACUUCUGAUCCGUCGUCCAAGGUUCCUAAAGUGGCCAUGUUUGCCAAGCAUCAAAAUCAACUUCCAUCUGUAGUACUAGCGACGGCACUGCUUCAUGUUCAAGAUGUGGCUGGAAGUCCACAGACGGUUCGGGCCUUAAUUGAUGGUGGCUCACAGAUCAGUGCCAUAUCUGCAGAUUGUUGUCAACGUCUAGGUCUACGUGCAGCAAAAUGGACGUUACCAGUUACUGGGUUGUCAGAGUUACCUGUACCAAGCGUUUUGGGUAUCGUAGAUCUACAUAUCCAACCUCGGGACUCAAGCCAAUCUUCAAUGCCUGUAAGAGCUUGGGUGCUAUCUUCCAUAACAUCUGAUAUGCCUACCUCAAAACUACCGUCAACGGUUCGGGAGAAAUGUGGUGACUUGUCAUUAGCUGAUCCGCUAUUUGAUAUCCCGGCUCCGGUUGAAAUUUUGUUGGGUGCUGACAUAUACCCUAUGGUCUGGUCUCAUGAAACUGCCUCGUUAGGUCAUGGAUAUCCAACUGCGUUCAACUCCAUCUUCGGUUGGGCAAUUGUAGGUCCACUUCACCACAUAAAGGCUCCAAGUCCUAGGGCUCUACCUGUUCAGAUAUCUUCCUCAGUCGAAUCCUUAAUGGAAAAGUUUUGGAACAUUGAGGAACCGGAAGCUGCUCCGCCCGUGUUCACUCAGGAGGGUCAGUGUGAAGAAAUUUUUCUAUCAGAGAUGUGCAAGAAUGGUAAAGGACAGUACAUGGUCCCAUUGCCGUUUCGUGAUGGUCAGCCCAGUUCUUUUCCUGGAAUGCGACAAAUUUCAGUUAAUCGUCUGUUACAACUGGAGCGCAAACUAUCCCGAGACCCUGUGCUGUACGAUAACUACAAAAGGUUCAUGGUGGAUUAUGAAGCGUUAGGGCACAUGUCUGAGGCAGAUUCACCAGGAGACUACUACAUCCCGCACCAUGCUGUUUACAAGGCCGAAGGGGAAAAUAUGAAAUUAAGAGUGGUUUUCGACGCCUCGGCUCGUUGUCGAUCCGGUUCCUCACUGAAUGAAAGUCUCCAUGUUGGCCCAAAGUUACAACAAGAUAUAGUUGAUGUCUUAACUGGCUUUAGAGUCCAUACCGUUGGCGAUAUAAGAAACCCUAGACGCUACAGAGCGGCGCUAUAA